This is a messenger RNA of Chrysemys picta bellii (western painted turtle), 3527 nucleotides long. RefSeq names its product AKT serine/threonine kinase 1 (gene AKT1). Gene Ontology annotation, cellular component: cytoplasm; nucleus. The record is from RefSeq and is a predicted model, not a curated record. NCBI's taxonomy places the organism in Eukaryota, Metazoa, Chordata, Testudines, Emydidae. Gene Ontology annotation, biological process: protein phosphorylation. Gene Ontology annotation, molecular function: protein serine/threonine kinase activity; ATP binding.
CCCCAGCCUGUGUGUGUGUGUGUGCGAGAGGCGGAGAGGAGGGAAGAGGCGAGCGCAGGCUGGCGGAGCCGGGAGCGGCUGCAGCAGCCCAGCCUGAAGCGAGCGCGGCGGGUGGGGGGUGGCUGGGGCAGCAGCAAACAGCUCGGGGCCCGGCCGCCCCCUCUGCUCCCGGAGGCUGCCCACCAGCUCCUGAGCGGCCCCAGCCAGGCCAGCUCCGCGCCGGGCGGGCAGCGCAGCGCAGCGCAGGCGGGGGUCCGGCCGGCCGGCGCGCUCCAUGGGCUGACUCCCCGCGAGAGGGGGCGGAGGAGCGGCAGAGCGGCCGGGGAUGGUGAGCAGGAGGCUGCGCUAGCCCGCUUAGGCCCUAGCGCCGGAGCCGGAGGAGAAUCCGCCCGCGGCCAACCCCCAUCGCCGCCUCUGCUAGGGCUUCUCCGCUGCAGGCGUAAAUAGCUGAAAGAGAGAGGAAAGAAGCCCUUUCCGUGGCCCCUUCUACUGGAAUCCAGACAUAACAGUGGGGUGAUCUUUCAGCAGAAACUCUUUUUUCAAGAGACAUUCCUGCCAUUAUGAAUGAAGUAGCAAUAGUGAAGGAAGGAUGGCUUCACAAGCGAGGAGAAUACAUAAAGACAUGGAGGCCAAGGUAUUUUCUGUUGAAGAACGAUGGCACGUUCAUUGGCUACAAAGAGCGGCCGCAGGAUGUUGACCAACGGGAAUCCCCUUUAAAUAAUUUCUCCGUAGCUCAAUGCCAGCUGAUGAAGACAGAACGACCUAAACCAAACACAUUCAUCAUUAGAUGCCUCCAGUGGACUACAGUAAUUGAAAGAACAUUUCAUGUGGAGACUCCAGAGGAGCGGGAAGAAUGGACAAAAGCCAUCCAAACAGUAGCAGACAGCCUUAAGAAACAGGAGGAGGAAAUGAUGGAUUUUAGAUCUGGUUCCCCUAGUGAUAAUUCAGGUGCUGAAGAAAUGGAAGUUUCUAUGACAAAACCAAAACAUAAAGUGACCAUGAAUGAGUUUGAAUACCUUAAGCUACUGGGAAAAGGCACUUUUGGGAAGGUCAUUCUAGUUAAAGAAAAAGCAACUGGACGAUAUUAUGCUAUGAAAAUCCUGAAGAAGGAAGUUAUUGUUGCAAAGGAUGAAGUAGCUCACACGCUGACAGAAAACCGCGUUUUACAGAAUUCUAGGCAUCCAUUCUUAACAGCUUUAAAGUAUUCCUUUCAGACACAUGAUCGUUUGUGUUUUGUUAUGGAGUAUGCUAAUGGAGGAGAGUUGUUUUUCCAUCUGUCAAGAGAGCGUGUCUUUUCUGAAGAUCGGGCUCGGUUUUAUGGAGCUGAGAUUGUAUCAGCACUGGAUUACCUGCAUUCAGAGAAGAAUGUGGUUUAUAGAGAUUUAAAGUUGGAAAAUCUUAUGCUGGAUAAAGAUGGACACAUAAAAAUAACAGACUUUGGGCUAUGCAAAGAAGGUAUCAAGGAUGGAGCAACAAUGAAGACUUUCUGUGGCACUCCAGAAUAUCUUGCACCAGAGGUGCUGGAAGAUAAUGACUAUGGUCGUGCAGUGGACUGGUGGGGCUUAGGAGUCGUAAUGUAUGAAAUGAUGUGUGGCCGGCUCCCUUUCUACAAUCAGGACCAUGAGAAGCUCUUUGAACUUAUCCUCAUGGAGGAGAUUAGGUUUCCACGCACUUUGUCACCUGAAGCAAAAUCUCUUCUGUCAGGUUUGCUGAAGAAGGAUCCUAAGCAAAGGUUAGGUGGUGGCUCUGAUGACGCAAAGGAGAUUAUGCAACACAAAUUCUUUUCUGGCAUUGUUUGGCAAGACGUAUAUGAGAAAAAGCUUAUACCUCCAUUUAAACCACAAGUUACAUCUGAAACAGACACAAGGUAUUUUGAUGAAGAAUUUACAGCACAGAUGAUUACAAUCACUCCACCUGACCAAGAUGACAGUAUGGAUUGUGUAGAUAAUGAGAGAAGACCUCAUUUUCCUCAGUUCUCCUAUUCAGCCAGUGGAACAGCUUAAUGUUUUGCCUUUUUUCCCAUUCAGAAACAAAACAGACUACAUUUUGGGGACCUUACUUCAAUGGACACUAGAAAACUGUCUAUAUUAUCUGAAUUACAAACUAUGUUUGUACUACAAUUUACAUGAAUUUGUCAGAAGCCUCACAGAUUCUGUAUUUAAAACAAUUCUCUGAUGCAUUUUUGAGAAGAAAACAUUUAAGAAUGGAUUUGUUUAAGUCAAACUUUUAUGCUGAAUGACUAGGUUUUUAAGAAUACGCACCAAAAUGGUUUACAUUAGAAAUAAUUAAGAUAUUCAACAUAUCAGCAACUCUGACCAGAAAAAUCCCCUUAUUUUAUUUAUUUCAUACAGUUCAUUAUCUAAAUAUAGAAUCUGCACUCUGAACAAUUAGAUUUAUUUAGGAAGCUAUAAAGACUUUAGUAGCUAGUGCAAUAAUAUAAGCAACAAAGUGAACAAACUCUGGAGAGUUAAAGGUUCAAACUCACUUUGGACAGCAAUGAAGUGUCAUCCUACUCCAGAAAAUCAACUAUAGGAACAGCAUUAAUGGCCUCAGUGAGGUAGUUCAAAAAGCAAGUUAUUUUGUUAUAACAUCUGCUACAAGACAUUAUGUAUCAAAUUGAAUUCUGUGGAAUCUAGUCCAUUUCUACAUCGCACAGAUGAGUAUUCCAUUCAAGAUAGUGCAUUUAAUUAUUCCAUUUGUCUAGAAUUUAGGAGUAUUUAACAGGAUCGGCUGCUCAAAACUUAGAAAACAGUCUGAUUACCAGUCUAAUCUAAAAUGCUAUACUGCAGAAUUGCCCCACUUUGUACAGUGUAUAAAAAGCCACACACAGCUCUAAGGGAGAAAUUCAUCUGGAUGAAUGAAUCAACCAAACAGAAGUAAAUUUUGGCACUGAAGUAAUGACUUGUUGCUGCUUUUUUUAAAAGAGAAGUUGUAUAAAGAUACAUAAACAAUUACUGUUUGCAUCAUGCCAGACAAUUUCCUCAGUGCAUUCAAGGUAUCAGGCAACUGUCAGUGGUGCCUUCUGACUCUUGAAGAAGCACUUUAACAGUGUUUCCCGUGUAUAAGAAAAAAAAACUAGGUUGAAACUUCCUCUGUGUUUGAGUAAUAGGGUGUUCAAGUGAAUAUAUUUUGUUUUUAAUCUUAGUGAGAAUUCCCCCAUCCCCUUUUUUUGGUUGUAUCAUGUUUCUUUGUAACUUUCGUAAAAACAGUCUUAUUCUGCCUCUCCUGCCCGAAUAACUUUAUUCCAUUGUAGGUUGCAUUUUUUUAGAUUGCUUUUUGUUUUCAUUCUCUUGACUGUAUAAAAAUGAUGAAAUGUACUGCAGUUAAUUAGCAUUUAUUUUUUUAAUUUGGAAGAGAGUGUGUUGCAGAUACCCUCACUUCCCCUUUCCACGAUAAACUACUGUGGUCCAGCACAGAGAGCCCAUCACCGUGACUUUUUUUUUGUACACAAGGUUCAACUCUAGUAUUUUUACUUAUGAUAUGGAAGUUUCCCUCUAAAUACUUAAAUAAAAAUUGCUUAAACACGG